CACCUGAUAAUUUGUUAUAGUCCAUGGGUGAUUCAGAAGCUGCAAUGGCUUGACGUGUAGUGUAAAAAAGGGAUAAAACGUCUUUAUUUCCUGAUUCGUUUUGACGAUCCUUCUGGUGUAAUGAUGGAGUCUAUAAUAGAUUUUGAAGAAUGUCUUCGAGACUCUCCGAAAUUUCGAGCUGCUUUGGAAGUACAAGAAGCUGAUAUUGAGCAAUUGGAACAGAAACUUGACAAGGUUUUAAAAAUGUGUGGACUGAUGGUUGACGUAGGAAAGACUUACAUAGCCCAGCAGAGUCAGUUUGCCAACAGCCUGUGGGAUCUCAGCAGUUACUUUCGAGAUGACGCAGAUGUUGUGGUCUGCCUUAACAAGUUAAUUCACGUUCUUCAAGAAAUGAAUAAGUUUCAUACAAUUCUACUGGAUCAAGCAUCUCGCACCAUACUAAAGAAUCUCACGUCUUUCGUCAAGGGGGAUAUAAAAGGAUUGCGUGAAUCUCGUCACUACUUUGAGAAGAUCUCGGUGGAUCUGGAUACGGCGUUGUCACGGAACUCGCAGGCACCGCGUAGUCGCCCCGCGGAGGCAGAGGAGGCUCAGAACUUGCUGUGCGCAACGCGCUCGUGUUUCCGGCACACUGCUCUUGAUCACGUGUAUUGUCUGAGUAUUCUUCAAGCAAGGAAGAAACCCGAGGUUUUAGGAACGCUGUUAUCGUACAUGCAUGCAUAUAGCACCUUCUUCCACCAGGGUUCAGAUUUAUGCCAAGAUUUGGAUCCAUUCUUUAAGAAACUGGCUGAUGAUGUUGUGGAAAUGCGACAACAGUGUAACAAACUGGAGAAGCAAAUGGAGAACAGGCACACUUUUGUAACAACCCGGGAUUUUGUACCUCCGCCAGGGCGUAAUGGAGCACCUCGUAUGGAGGGAUAUCUGUUCAAGAGAACGUCAAAUGCUUUCAAAACUUGGAAUAGACGUUGGUUUGCUUUACAGGAUAACCAGUUGGUAUACAGGAAACGUACUGGUGAAGACAGUGUAACUGUAAUGGAAGAAGAUCUGCGUCUUUGUUCAGUGAAACCUGUUCUUGAAGGUGAUCGACGCUUUUGCUUUGAGGUUCUCUCGCCAACCAAGAGUCACAUGCUGCAGGCUGACUCAGACGAGAUGUAUCAGUCGUGGAUAUCGGCAAUGCAGCAGGGAAUAGGAGCCGCGAUACAGUUAAGUAUUAGUGAAGAAGGUUCCUUGGCGUAUCCAAGUAUUGCUAGUACCGGUGGCAGUGUUAAUGGUGGCGGAAAGGACUCGGGUGCGUCUCACUCGCCCAGUGGAAGCACUGUCGGAGAUCCUGUCGAGAAACCAUCACCAGAGAGAGAGCGCAAGAACAGAAUGUGGGAACAGUUGCUGAAAAUUCCAGGCAAUGAUCACUGCUGUGAUUGUGACAUCGUGAAUCCGAGAUGGGCCAGCAUCAACCUGGGAAUUACACUUUGUAUUGAAUGUUCAGGAGUACAUCGUAGUCUCGGCGUUCACUACAGUAAGGUACGAUCGCUCACAUUGGAUGCGUGGGAACCAGAGAUUCUUAAAGUUAUGGCUGAACUUGGCAAUUCGAUUGUGAAUAAAGUUUAUGAGGCCGAUAUGGAUCCCGAGUUUGCACGUGCAACUCCGAAAUGUCAUGGAAACAUCCGCGAAGCAUGGAUCAAAGCAAAAUAUGUUGAACGUCGAUUUGUUAAACAGUUAUCAGUACUGCCUUCGUCAAACCAGAAGUCUGCGUCUCCCGACCAACGAUCAUCACGCCCGCUCUCAGUUCGAAAGUGGAGUGUCAGAAAGUUGCGGAGGAGACCGAAGAGCAGGGACGGUGCACGUGAAAAGAAGUCGCAGUCAACAAAGCUACUGCCUAGUGUUUCUGAAACCAAAAACACUUUGAAUAUGGAUAUAAAUUCUGAAGGUAACGAAGAAAGUAACGAAGAUACCAGGUCUGAAUAUUGUGGCAGUGCUACACAGAGUCCAGAAUCAGAGAAGGAAGUAUCAGAUGAGACAAAUGAAGCUUCGUUAAAAGGUAGUAAAGGCAGCGACUCAGGUUUCUCAAACACUGAAAAUGAGUUGGUGAAUGCUGAUGUGCUUAUGUUUGGGAAGAACUUCGAGAAACACCCACUAGAAGGCUCUAUAGAACUGAGUAGUGAUCAAGACUCAACCGGUGGUGAAGAUGAUGAAUUUAUAGGGGAGGAAGACAUUUCAAAGCUGCACCCAAAUCUGCUGUUGUAUAAAGCUGCAGCAGCUCAUAAUUUACCUGUUAUGUGUGAGGCAUUUGCUGCGGGCGCUGACAAACUUUGGAACAAUGCGGACGACAGAUCUCGUAGUCCCAUCCACCAAGCCAUCAUUAGUGGUUCUGUAAUGGCUGUAGAGUUUCUUCUUUUAAAUGGUGCCAAAAUCAAUACGCAGGAUGCGGACGGGAAGACGCCUCUUCAUUUAGCCACAGAACUGGGUCACACUGCACAAGUAUGCUUACUGUUGAAACACAGAGCCAAUCAGCACCUCCAAGACUCUGAAGGGAUGACGCCCCUCACUAUCGCUGUUGAAGAAGCUAACGCAGACAUCGUCACAUUCACUAGGACCGAGAGCAAGACAUCGUCACGACAACAUGACAAGCUUAUGCUUCCCUCAUUCAUGCGUUCUUCUGCUCGCAAACUCUUCCCUCGCUCCAGCAGUGCCAAGAGAAAUUCCAAGAAACAACCAGAAUUGUCAUUACAGGACAAGAAAGGAAGUGAUAGGUCUUUACAGUGACAGUGGCAUUUUUGUCCUCUUUGUUAUAUUUAAGUGAUUGUAUCAAAGCAAAUGUUCUUUCAUGUAUCUGGAAGGAGGUCUACAUUGCCCAGUGCAGCAGCCAUAAUAAGUAAUUCUUUCUGUACUCAGAUCUUUAGCUGCUUUUGAGUUUUUAUUUUAUAGCGCUAGGAUUUUGAAUUUUAGAGAUAUUACGUAUCAUUAACAGGAGUCGGGAUAGCUCAGUCAAUAUAGUGACUAGCUACGAGCUCGACUGGGGUUUGAUCCCCGACGGGGGCAGAGGAUUUUUCCACCAGCUUCUGUGUCCUAUCAAGUGGGUACCGGGGUCCUUUCCUGGGGGUUAAGCGAGGCUGGGGCAUGAUGCUGAUCACUCCCCCCAAGCGCCUACAUGGCAUGUAGCGGGACUGCUUUAGUCUUUUUAUGUAUCAUUAACAAAGUAUAUCUACGUAAAAGCAGUUUAUAUGUCGUCAGCUGAAGAGUAUUGCCACUCGGUAAAAUUCUCUUCUAAGUUUUCGCUGCGUGCGUUGUGCUGUGUUAUUUGGAGUAGAAAAAAACUUGAGAUUUCUUAUCGCGAACUAUUAGCAUAUUGGGUUUGAGAGUGGUGGUGUCUUGAAACAUUUUUGGACUGGCAACUUUAUCCAUUAUGAGUGUAUAUGGGGGAGUAACGUCUUUCAUCAUAUAAUUUGCGCGAUCGUGUAAUUCGCUCUGCCCCAUUUGUUACCGUAAAACUGAAAAAAAGAAGUGUGCAUUUCUUAUGCAUUCUGUUCUUAAGAAUGAUUUACGUUGGAUAUGAAAAAUCUUCUUAUCAGAGUCUGAGAAAGAUAGCGGAGGUGGAGCGUCUGGAGUGACAUGUUCUGUUUGUUUGCUGUAAGUCUUGUUAUCUGGAGUGCAAAUGCUGCAGAUAACAUGAGGUAAAGACCAAAGAAACAUUUGUUUGAUUGAGAUCUGAGAUUCAACAAGUUGUCCGUGUAUUUUAUGUCCGAUGUUGAGAAACUAUUUUUUGUUCUCCGUGUAUUGGAUAUGUGUUACAGAAUGCAAUGGACUCGAUAUGAAAACUUUAAAUAAAUUUUCUUGUUUUUAUUAUAAUUCUUUAUUUUAUUGAUAAAUUGACUUUGUGUAGGGCUUACACAGUUCUUCAGAGAAAAUGUUUCUUGUGUAGUCUUAGGUCAGGUAGGCAAUGGUGAUAUUUUAUAACUAUUUUCAUAAAUCAUCAUGUAAGUUCUCGAUCAUUGCUUAAGAGUUAUGUGAUGAAAUAUGGUACGUGCAGUCGAAGUAAAAAAAGUUAUUACUUUCUUUGGAAAUUCUUUCUCGUUCUGAACCAAAUCUAAAACGAAGGUAGUAUUAGAUCUGUGUUUACUACCAAAAUGCUGUAACAUGAUUUUUUUGUAUUCGCCGCUCAUGUAACAACACAUUCCAGACUUUUGGUGUACUGAUUAUUUUAUGUUCAAAAUGGUUUGUAAUAUUAAGAAAUUGUUCACACAGUAAUAGGGACUGAAUUUUUACAUUUAAGAAUGUAAUCGGAUUAAUUUUAUAAAUACUUAAACCUUGGAACAUUUCCGUAUCCUUGACGUCAAGUGUUCGCAGCUCAGCAGAGACGACAGUAUUGGUUUCUGAUGUAUACGUUAUUAUUGCUGUGAUAAAUAUGAAGUCUGUCCGUGCUGUAAUUAGAUCCCGACAGAAAUUAAGUAACUGCAUGAAAUUUGGUAAAUAUCAGUUGGAAAUUUUGUAUAUUAUAUGUAAGUUUUAGUAAUUUAUGUUGCCAACAUUUAAAACUUUGGAGGACAAAUGAAGGCGCACAUUUUCGUCUUCAUCUCAGUAUUUGGUCAUGUGACCCGUUGCGGUUUCAUUCCGCGUCGUUACUGUCCAACUUAAAGUCUUUACCCUCCUGCGUUUGUAUUCUGUAAUCUGCUUUCGUACCCUUGUUCUUUCUCAUUCUUUUUACAUGUUAUUUCCGGUCGGUUUGGUGUUGACAUUGAAAGGUGCUAAUGCAGAUCAGUUAUUAAAUGUUUAUACAAGUUUUGUGUUGGUGUCGUUGAAGCGGGGAUCUGAAAAAUACGUGAGGAUAACCUCCAGUAACUGAAAGUCCAUACCAAGUUUAUUGAGAACUAACAGAUUGGUAUGGAUGCAUUGUGAGCCUAAAAAUACUUGAAAUUUUAUAAAAUGUGUAGCUUUUAUGUUAUCUAUGUAAUAUCCUGUUUUAUCUUGAUAUCCAUAAGGAAUGUUAUAAAUCCUUGAAACUUUUCAGACCUGAUAUUAGCCAUUAAUGUGAUAUUACCUUGUAUGUUGCAUUUUGUAUGAAUAAUAAUUAUGAAUCAGUAGUAAUAAAAAUAUGAUUGUUACAA
This is a messenger RNA of Zootermopsis nevadensis, 5096 nucleotides long. RefSeq names its product Centaurin beta 1A (gene CenB1A). NCBI's taxonomy places the organism in Eukaryota, Metazoa, Arthropoda, Insecta, Blattodea, Termopsidae. The record is from RefSeq and is a predicted model, not a curated record. Gene Ontology annotation, cellular component: cytoplasm. Gene Ontology annotation, molecular function: protein binding; GTPase activator activity.